Cryptotermes secundus is the source of this 1998-nucleotide messenger RNA. It is a transcript of the gene trus, whose product is annotated as programmed cell death protein 2-like. Gene Ontology annotation, cellular component: cytoplasm. NCBI's taxonomy places the organism in Eukaryota, Metazoa, Arthropoda, Insecta, Blattodea, Kalotermitidae. Bases 108 to 1511 code for a protein of 467 amino acids. The record is from RefSeq and is a predicted model, not a curated record. The transcript is spliced from 5 exons.
CCCCCUGAUGGCGACCAUGUUGCCCACCAAUAACGAGAGAGUUUAGAGGGUUUAGAGCGUUUAGAGGGGUUGGUCCAGAGCAGUUUGAUGGAGUCUGAUGUAGUUUAAUGAUUGACGUGUUGAAUGCAAUAAAUGUUUGCUAUUUUCUUGUUGUUAGUGCGUUAGUUAUAGUCAGAGUCUUCGUAAUGGCAAGGAAGGGGUUGAAAGUGUUACUGGGAUUCGAGGAUGAAUUCAUCACAGAAAAACACAAAAUGAAUGUCAGUUUCACCACUAAUAAAAUAGGAGGGAAACCGGAUUGGCCUGUAGAUGGGAUACCACAGCCUUUGUGCCAGCUAUGUGGUCUUGCCUUGCCAUUAGUAGUGCAGAUAUAUGCCCCCAUUGAGAAUUUACCUUAUCACAGAUCUCUGUACUUAUUUGGGUGCGUCAAUCCAAACUGCUGGAACCAGAAUGAAAGCUGGGUAUGUAUCCGCAGUCAAACCUUAGAGACAGGCAGCAACACUUCAACCACCACAGUUAAUACAUUGAGUACUUCGGAGUGGUGUGCUGAUGCUGAUGAGUGGGAGGAUGACAAUGGCAACAACAGUGAAGAGAAUGGGAAUGUAAUUGGGCGAAUAGAAAGCUACUUUUCAGAUGAAGAAGAUGAGACAGAAGAUUAUGAAGAUGAUGUACAAGUACGACUUGGGAACCUGAGUGUGGAUGAGCGGAAUGCAAACUGGGAAGGAGACAUGGGAGUCACUGCAGGGGCUGGAGCUGGAGCUGGGGCUGUUGGGAGACUGCACUCCCCAUCAGCAACAGCAGAAAUUGAAGGGGAUGAAAGUGAGGUCGUGAGCAUUGAUACUCCGACAGCCCCACAGCAUGACCUGACUGCCUUACUGCAGGAUGUGGCCCCCUUACCCAUGGAACUUCGUAGUAGGAAUGGUGGUGAUGGUAACAGACAACAUUAUACAUUACCAACUGGACCACCUCAGUUUACAUCUUCAUUCAUCAGUGUAAGUGAAGAAGAAUUGCGUAGUUCACCUACCAUCACACCCAUUUCUGAGCACGUGCUUGAGUUACUGCAGGAGUAUCAGCAGAAUAAUGAUGAUUACAUGAAUAUGCUGCAUGCAGAGCAGGAGAAAAGUCUGGAAGAGGAUGAAGGGGAACAAUUUACCCAGGAGAAAUAUGAGAAAAGCAUGCCCACUCAUGGGGAUAGGAUGUUUCAUCAUUUUGUGUCACGGAUACAGAAUCAUCCUGGGCAGAUCCUUAGGUAUUGCCGUGAUGGUGGAGCUCCACUGCUUCUGUAUCCUCUCCAGGAUUUUCCAGUUACAUGUGUUCAUUGUCAUAACAAAAUGUUGUUUGAAAUGCAAGUUCUUCCCACUCUGAUUCCAAAGCUGCAAUUAUUAGGUCCAGGAGGAGAAGGUGUACAUCUUGAAUUUGGAACGGUUUUAGUGUUCACUUGCCGACAGAGUUGCUGGACUGCUACAGACACAUGGCGAGAAGAGAAAGUAGUAGUCCAAGCUGAAAAACUCUAAGCAGCAGAAUGUUAUCAGUGGCUAUGUCCAGAUAGUGCAUGAUCUCAUUACAUGUUCGUGUAUUUGUCCUUUUCCAAUUUCUCAUUUUGGUGGUGCCCCCCAAGUGAUGUAUUUGUUGUAAUGCAGAGCUGUUAUAUAGAAUUUUGGCCAGUGACUAACCCUUUCAUUGCUAUUGUAGAAAACAUUGCAUUCUGCUUUCUAUUGGACAAUAUUUGUUCAGUUUUCAGGAUCUGGACAAUAAUGCAGUGUUUUAUCAUUGCCGUUAUAAGUACAUUUUUACUACCUUAAAUAUAUCUCAAAAUAAAAAUAUCAACAUGGCCAAUCAGUUGGCUCAAGCGAUAAUGCUUCUGACUUGUGUACAGAGGUGGAAGUCAAGUUUCGUCUAGGACACAAACCAAACUGCAGGUUUUACAUGGUUCCCUAAACCCCUCCAGGCAGUGCCAGGUAGUACCUAAAAUUGUGCUAUGACCAUUUCCUUUCACAUUGU